GGUUAAGCCCUUCCUAUUUUGUGCAGCUGUCUUGAGCUCUGUAUCUCUAGGCAUCUGCUGCCUGGCUUCGGCUCUUUCCUUUCCUUGGUUUGCUCUGGUAUGUCUCCAGCAGUUCUAUGGUGGGUGGGCAGCCGCCGCCCACUAUCUCCAGCCAUCUCUGGGUUCUGCUGUGUCUUUGGGCCGCUCUGCUGAAAGUUCAUUCCUAGUUUUUGGCUGGUGUAGAUGUGAGGGAUUUGGGAUGCUAGAGGCUGGGACAGGUAUCUGGGAAAGGACCAGCAGCACAGAGAGAAUUGCCUGUCUUUUUUUUCAGGAUGGGUGGGGCCGCCUGGGCUCUGCCUGCAGGGAAGAUGCCUGCUGACCAUUUGUUAAUGGAUAUUUCCGAGCAGGGAGGUGGCUGUACAUCCCUAGCAGGAGCACUUUGAAAGCAUCAGAAAGCGUCAGGCUCGCACACAGACUCCUUAGGGGAAAAAGAGCAGCAGAAAGAGGAUCUAGCAAAUUAGUCGAUUUCAGGGCUGGUUCCUCCUGCAGACAUCUUAGCACAGUGACUUUUGAAACUGAAAUCGGAGGGAAGAGAGACUUUUUGGGAGGGUUGUGGAGUGGGGGUGGGGAGGCAGAAAAAGAGGUUCAAACCAUGAUGGUUGUAUGGAGAGCUUCACAAACUGCCUCAAGCCUGUGUCACAGUCGGCUCCGGCUUUAGCUGUCAGAAGAAUAGGAGGGCAAUGCAAGCAAGCUGGUGAAGGCCUUCCUCCUCUCCGCCAUGGUCAGCAGCAGCACCAAGUAUGAAGUGGCUGCCCAGCAUGAGGCAGAUGCCCCUGCUCUGGGCGAUGGAGCCAGCCCAGUGUCCGAGCAGGGCCAGCUGAAGAAGGAGAUCUCGGAGCAGGUCCAGCUGAAGAAGGAGAUCUCGCUGAUUAACGGCGUGUGCCUGAUCGUGGGGAACAUGAUUGGCUCCGGCAUCUUUGUCUCCCCCAAGGGUGUACUCAUGUACAGCGCCUCUUUCGGCCUCUCACUGGUCAUCUGGGCUGUUGGGGGCAUCUUCUCUGUCUUUGGGGCCCUUUGUUAUGCUGAACUGGGUACCACCAUUAAGAAAUCGGGAGCCAGCUACGCUUAUAUCCUGGAGGCCUUCGGGGGCUUUCUUGCCUUCAUCCGCCUCUGGACUUCUCUGCUCAUCAUUGAACCCACCAGCCAGGCCGUCAUCGCCAUCACCUUUGCCAACUACAUGGUACAGCCUUUCUUCCCAAGCUGUGGCGCCCCCUAUGCUGCUGGCCGCCUUCUGGCCGCCGCCUGCAUAUGUCUCUUAACCUUCGUCAACUGUGCCUAUGUCAAGUGGGGGACCAUGGUCCAGGAUAUUUUCACCUAUGCUAAAGUGCUGGCGCUGAUCGCCGUCAUCAUUGCGGGCAUUGUUACACUGGGCCAGGGAGCCACAACUAACUUUGAGAGCUCCUUUGAGGGCUCCUCUUCUGCAAUGGGUGACAUUGCCCUGGCACUAUACUCAGCUUUGUUCUCCUACUCUGGCUGGGACACCCUUAACUAUGUCACCGAAGAGAUCAAGAAUCCGGAGAGGAACUUGCCCCUCUCCAUUGGCAUUUCCAUGCCCAUUGUCACCAUCAUCUACCUCUUGACCAAUGUGGCCUACUACAGUGUGCUAGACAUAAAGGACAUCUUGGCCAGUGAAGCUGUUGCUGUGACCUUCGCAGACCGGAUUUUUGGAGUAUUCAACUGGACAAUUCCACUAGCAGUUGCAUUAUCCUGCUUUGGUGGCCUCAAUGCUUCCAUUGUGGCUGCUUCUCGGCUUUUAUUUGUGGGCUCAAGAGAAGGCCACCUUCCUGAUGCCAUCUGUAUGAUUCAUGUUGAACGCUUCACGCCAGUGCCUUCUCUACUCUUCAAUGGCAUCUUGGCACUGGUCUACCUGUGUGUGGAGGACAUUUUCCAGCUCAUUAACUACUAUAGCUUCAGCUACUGGUUCUUUGUGGGGCUUUCUAUUGUGGGUCAACUUUAUCUACGGUGGAAGGAACCCGACCGGCCUCGCCCUCUCAAGCUCAGCAUUUUCUUCCCCAUUGUCUUCUGCCUCUGUACCAUCUUCCUGGUGGCUGUUCCGCUUUACAGUGACACUGUCAACUCCAUCAUCGGCAUUGGCAUAGCGCUCUCAGGCUUACCCUUCUACUUCUUCAUCAUCAGAGUGCCAGAGCACAAACGACCUCAUUGCCUUCGAAAGUUUGUAGCCUCCACCACACGGUACCUCCAGAUCCUCUGUAUGUCAGUUGCUGCAGAACUGGAUUUGGAAGAUGGAGAGAUGCCGAAACAAGACAAUUCCAAGUCUAAAUAGAGUCUGAGAUGUGAACAAAACAGGUGGUGUUUCUCUCCCAUUGGCCGGAAGAACCUAUGGGGGCACCAUCCAGGAGCCAGUCUGGCAGCUUCAGCUCUGAACUUGCUUUGAGGGAUGAAAAAUAAUUUAUUUGUUUUGCUACAAGUUGUUUCAGAUUUCAUAAAGGGAUAAUGCAGUCUGUGGCAGGAGGCAGGCCACUUCUGGGGCUUGGUUCUGGCAGUACCUGGGUGUCUACCCACUCCACUUUUCCUUUACAAGGGCCAACAAUGCUCCAAACCUGUCUCCCUCAGAGGGACACAAAACUGUCACAGAUGUGGAACAAUAAAAAGGUUAUGUUCCUAAA
Messenger RNA from Meriones unguiculatus (Mongolian gerbil), 2666 nucleotides. RefSeq names its product solute carrier family 7 member 7 (gene Slc7a7). The transcript is spliced from 10 exons. The record is from RefSeq and is a predicted model, not a curated record. Gene Ontology annotation, biological process: amino acid transmembrane transport. Gene Ontology annotation, cellular component: membrane. Bases 758 to 2323 code for a protein of 521 amino acids. Gene Ontology annotation, molecular function: L-amino acid transmembrane transporter activity; basic amino acid transmembrane transporter activity. NCBI's taxonomy places the organism in Eukaryota, Metazoa, Chordata, Mammalia, Rodentia, Muridae.